AUGCAUCGUAAAAGGACGUCCUUGACAUCUCUUGAAGUUGGUCCAGAGCCGAAGAAGAGUGUUAUCCCAACCGUUUUAUCCUCGGCUCCUUCGAUCAAUCGAACCCAACCCUCCAGAUUCGUCUCCCAAAGUUACCUGAAGCAGCCGUAUAACACUCGGCACACGCUUUUUCAAAAGUGCGUAGAAUUUUUCUAGGGUCAAAUUGUUGGCCGCACCGUGCAAAAAAACUCUGUUUUGCACUGUGCAUUUGAAAUUUUGCACCGUGCGACGGAAGUGUCGCUUGGUGAAAGACAUUUUGAAUUUUGCCGCUGCGACUUUUUGCGCGAUGAUUGAAAAUGCACCGUGCAAAAUGAUUUGAAAGGGGUUUGCACGGUGCAAAAUUACUUGAAAAAGUUUUGCACGGUACAAAGAAGGGUCAAAAUGCACUGUGCAAAAUGAGUUGAAAAGGGUUUGCACCGUGCAAAAUGGCUGGAAAAUGGGUUGCACGGUGCAAAACGAGUCAAAAUGCACGGUGCAAAAUGAUUUGAAAAGGUUUUGCACUGUGCGAAAUGGCUUGAAAAGGGCUUGCACCGUGCAAAAAGGAUCAACAUGCACAGUGCAAAAUUACUUGUAAAGGGGUUUGCACCGUGCAAAAUGGCUGGAAAAUCGGUUGCACGGUGCAAAAAAAGGGUCAAAAUGCACGGUGCAAAAUGAUUUGAAAGGGGUCUGCACGGUGCAAAAUGACUUGACAAAGGUUUGCACGGUGCAAAAAAGGAAUCCUUCGAUUGCGACCCCGCUCGAUUGCGACCUCGCAUCGAUUGCGACCCCGCAUCGAUUGCGACCCAAAAUGGGGUAAAGCGACCCCGGGAUGAAAAUUCUUUCUCUUCGGGAAAAACUUGCUUUAGGGGUUUUCGAGGGUGCUGAUUUCGAAAAUGAUGUUCAUUUUUCCUCUAGUACUACAUAGUACUGUCUGAUACUAUAUAGUACGGAGUCAAAAUAUGGCUUUUGACGUUAAUGGUGUUGGUUUGAUGCUUAGUACUCUUCAAAAACACGUUUUAAAGACUUGGUGCUAUAUAGUACUAUCUGAUACUAUGUAGUACGAGGUGUAAAGUUGGCCUUUAGGCGUUCGUGGUGUUGUUCUGGUGCUUAGUAAGCCUAUUUUUACUUCGUACUAUAUAGUAUCAGACAGUACUAUAUAGCACCAAGUCUUUAAAACGUGUUUUUGAAGAGUACUAAGCAUCAAAACAACACCAUUAACGUCAAAAGCGAUAUUUUGACUUCGUACUAUAUAGUAUCAGACAGUACUAUGUAGUACUAGAGGAAAAAUGAACAUCAUUUUCGAAAUCAGCACCCUCGAAAACCCCUAAAUCGAGUAUUUAACGUCAAAAGCGAUAUUUUCACUUCGUACUAUAUAGUAUCAGACAGCACUAUGUAGUACUAGAGUAAAAAUGAACAUCAUUUUCGAAAUCAGCACCCUCGAAAACCCCUAAAGCAAGUUUUUCCCGAAGAGAAUCAAGGAAUUUUCAUCCCGGGGUCGCUUUACCCCAUUUUGGGUCGCAAUCGAUGCGGGGUCGCAAUCGAUGCUGGGUCGCAAUCGAUGCGGGGUCGCAAUCGAUGGAAUUCUGCAAAAAAGGGUCAAAAUGCACAGUGCAACAUGACUUGAAAAAGUUUUGCACUGUGCGCCGCAACAAAAACUCUACCCACUUUCUGGAAAUUUUAGCAGUAGCAAGACGAGUUCCCUCGCCGUUCCAACAAUCUCUUCUGUCAAAACACCAGCCCAACAAGUGAAGCCGGUAAAGCCUUCAGAAUCCGUGGAAUCGACAUCCUCGUUUUCAAAACCAACACUUCCUGAGUGUUCGUUUGCUCAGCCAGCUGAUCCUCGACCAUCUGGAGAUUGUGAAAAAAGUGGGUUGGCAUUAAAACCGUGUGCCAAAACAAAAGCUGACUUUGAACUGUGCAAUUUCUUGCUUUUUGCACCGUGCAAUAGGCUUUUUUUUGGGCUGUCGCUCGCACCUUGACUUUUUGCCCAAUGCGAACGUCUAAAAUUACUUCAGCGACUUUACGAACGGAGAGGUUCUGAGUAGAUUCAAAAUUUUUUUUGACAAUACGCUCAACCACGAGUCUCGUUUAUAUCGAAUUUUUUGUUUCUGCACCGUGCAAUGGCAGAAAUUAUUUGCAGUUUGCAAAUUUUUGGCCUGUAGGGUUGCACAGUGCAGAACGAAAAAUUUGAUGUAGGUGAAACCCGUGGUUGAGCGUUGUGGUCAAAAAAUUUUGAAUCUAUUCGGAACCUCCCCGUUCGUAAAGUCGCUGGAGUAAUUUUGGACGUUUGCACUGUGCAGAAAAAGUCAGGAUGCGAGCGACAGCCCAAAAAAAGCCUAUUGCACGGUGCAAACAACAAGAAAUUGCACAGUGCAAAGUUAGCUUUUGUUUUUGCACAGUGCAUGUCGCGAAAAUCAGACUGAUAUUGUUAUUUUAAGUUUUGUACACAGGAUCAUCCAAUAUCAAUCAGGAAGAGAUAGCAGCGCAAUUCCAAACACUCGACUUUCAAACAGCGGGCCAUGCACCGAUCAAAUUGUUAGCCAGCAAGUUGAAUGCGGCCAGAUCUUUGCUCAGAGAGGUGGAUAUUACAGUAAGUAGAUUUCGUGGCACGAUUUUAUUAUUUUUUUAUUUUUAGGAUAGGGAGGAGGUGGAGAACACAAAUUUAAUACCUAAAGAAAUCCGCGACUUCCCAGACUCAUUGGAACAGGAUCUGGAUGUGGAUUGGGCUUCCGUCGGCAAGUCAAUCGAGGAAAAGUUGAACGAGACGGCGUGA
This is a messenger RNA of Bursaphelenchus xylophilus (pine wood nematode), 2791 nucleotides long. NCBI's taxonomy places the organism in Eukaryota, Metazoa, Nematoda, Chromadorea, Rhabditida, Aphelenchoididae. The record is from the annotation of a GenBank genome assembly.